Messenger RNA from Prorocentrum cordatum, 1162 nucleotides. The record is from the annotation of a GenBank genome assembly. Lineage: Eukaryota; Dinophyceae; Prorocentrales; Prorocentraceae.
CUCUUGCGCCGAUCAGGCGGCUCGGUGCCCGCGCCGAGCCCCUCCCGGCCCGCGGGAGCCCCUUCCGCGCGGCGAGCUCGGCGGCGGCCGCCUUCAUGCUCCGGGCGGCGCGGCGGCGCGGCCGCUGCCGGCGGUGAGCGGCCCCGCAUGCCCUCGCUCGACUACUCGCGCUUCGACCACAUCGGGGACAGCGACGACGACGAGGGCCCCGACCCUGGCCCCGAAGGCGUGCCGCAGGAGCUGCUGCAGGCCCUCGCCCUCCAGGCCGAGGCCGAGGGCGCCGCCGCGGCCGCCCCGCGGCCGCCGGACAACGUGCUGGAGGAUACCGUGGACUACUUCGAGCGCUGGGACGCGCGAAGGGCUGGAGGCGCCGACCCGUCGGAGUCCGCCAGCGCGGCGUCCGUGGAGAGGUUCGAGGAGGACGACUUCGCGCGGCUUGAUCAGUUGGCGGGACUGGGCGGCGCCGAGUGCGCCAUCUGCCUGGCGAGCGGGUCCGAGCAGGAGCCCGCGGUCGUACUACCCUGCGCUGCCAGGCACCGCUUCCACGAGGAGAGUGCGCCCGGGGCUGGUUCGAUCGCAACACCACCUGCCCACUGUGCCGCGUCGACGUGCGCAGCCUGGUGCGCGCGGCGUCCCCGCGGAACCCGCCGCAGAGUCCGCGCGGUUUCGGCUUCACGCGGGACGGCGGCGUGAUCGCGAGGUACGACCCAGCCCCGCCGCCAGAGCUGCCCCGCCCCACGUAUCCCAGAAACUCCACACUGUCGCGGAGCUGGUGGAGAUAGACUACCCGGACCGCGGGGUCGCGCGCGUCUGGCGCGUGCCGCGUUGAGGAGGAGCAGCCGCAGCUCGCCAGGCGCCCCCGGCGCCGCCGCCGGGCAUCCCCCAAGGGGGGCUCGGCGACAGCGGCGGCAGUGGCGCCGGCGCAGCCCCCCGCGCCCGUGAGCCGAGCGCGCGCGUGGACCCGCUCCCCCCCGGCGAAACAACGAAAUGUUCUGAGACCUUCUCCCCGGCUGCGCAGCCCCGUGCGCCGACAUGGCGCACACGCGGGGCGCCUCCGCGCCAGGUGUCCGCCGCCGGCGACGUGCCCGGAGCCCCGGGCUGCUCGUGGGCGCGCGCGGCGGCGAGCGAGAGACCGCUGGCUGCGCGCGCGCGCGCCUGGCGA